AUGGCCAAAGAGGCGGCGGCCUCCGGCGUCACAGACCCACUGAGUGGACUCGUUGGGCCUUCGCUCUUUCCCCGCACGUUCAAGGCCUCAGCCAGCUUUCCAGCGCAGUCCGAUCCAAAAGACCUAAAUUCCAUCCACAGCUUGAUGAAGUCCCUGGAGUUUAGGAGUCCUGAAAAGCUCAUGAACGAGGCGAAGAGAAUUGUGGAUGGCGGGGCUGAGCUUCUGAAGUCCAAUCUUUCUAGUUUUUUCGAAAAUGCUGGAAAUAAUGGUGCCACACAUGCAAAAGGUAAGGACCGAGACAGACCUCAAGAACGGAGACCUGGUCUUGGCCUUGUUCGGAAAAGGGCUAAAUUUUCUCUGAAGACCAAUAUCAGUCAGCCUACAGUUACCUGGAAAAAUAAUGUGGCCCUUGAUAGCAUUGACGACCCAGAUGAAUAUUUUGAAGCUUAUGAGCGGAUGGAAAAAGCCAACAAAGAGAUACAAAAACAGCUGGGGGCAAAUGUGGACAAAUUCAGCCUUUAUGAACCAUCAAAUAACGAACGGCGUCGUAGACCAGGGAUUUUAGGGAAGUCGUAUACUUAUAAGCACCGCUUUACAAAGGACCUCUCUGAAAAUGAUGUGUCAUCCCAAGAAUUACCUGAUGCGGACAUUCCGAGGUCACAGGAGGACAAUUCACAAACAAUAGCUGAAGAGGACAUUCCAAGUUCACUUGAGGACAAUUCACAAAAGGUAGCUGAAGGGGCUAUUCCAAGUUCACCUGAGGACAAUUCACAAAGAGUAGUUGAAGAAGACAUACCGGGUCCACCUGAGGAUCUUAAUCCUGAUUAUAAUUUAGAGGAAGUUGAACUGGCUGGAUCUAUGAAGAAUACAGAGAAUGAAUACAGUGAUAUCUUGCAGGAGGUGUUGUCCUUUAAUUAUGAAGAUUUACAAGGGCAUGGGGCUUUGAAUCUAUUGCAAGAGCGGUUAAAUAUCAAACCUCUUGAUAUUGAGAACCUAGGCAUGAUCGAACAACUUGAUGUUGGAAGAAGACCUAGUAUUACGACUGUUUCUGAAAGUUUACGAAAAUCUGAGAGGAAUUCACUGAGUUUAGACCGUACAUUUAAAAAUCUGAAUAGGAAACCAACAUUAGAACAAAAACAGUUGCCAGACAAAGUUAAGUUUGUAUCCUCGCCAACUCCUCCAAGAAGUCCAUUUUGUUCUAUAUCAUUAUUGAAAAAGAAAAUUUUGCAACCGAAUCCACUCAGAGACCCGUUUUCACCGACUGCUAUUGAGCUGUCUGAGAGCCAAAAUGCUUUGGCUGCCCAGCUUGAGGAUAAACUAUCCGGACCGGUUGAUGCCCCGGAUAAUUUGGGCAUGUCGAAUGAGUUGGAACCACAUGUAGAUAUUGUCAAUGUGGAACCUUUAGUUUCUAAUGAGGAUGCACGGGAAGAUCUGGGAAAUACAUAUAGUUUGCCUAAGCCAUUGGUAGAUGAGAAUGCAGGCGUCCAAAAUGUACCCAGCGAUAGCAGGCCUUUUGAAGAGCCAGGCAAUUAUAUCGAUACAACAAUGAAUAUUGAUGAAAAUGAAUCAAAUCCUUCUGUACUUGAAGAGGGGGCUAGAGAUGACACGUCAAGCAGACAACAAACUGAUCCGUUGGUAGAUGAGAAUGCAGGCGUACAAAAUGUACCCAGCGAUAGCAGGCCUUUUGAAGAGCCAGGCAAGGAUUUUGAUACAGCAAUGAAUAUUAAUGAAAACGAAUCAAAUCCUUCUAUACUUGAAGAGGAGGCCAGAGAUGAUACGUCAAGCAGACAACAAACUGAUCCAUUGGUAGAUGAGAAUGCAGGCAUACAAAAUGUACCCAGCGAUAGCAGGCCUUUUGAAGAGCCAAGCAAGGAUUUUGGUACAGCAAUGGAUAUUGAUGAAAACGAAUCAAAUCCUUUGGUACUUGAAGAGGAGGCUAGAGAUGACACGUCAAGAAGACAACAAACUGAUCCAGAUCAACAACAUGAGGCUCAUCAAGCCAAGCUGCCAAGGAAAACAAGAGUAACCGGUGAAAAGCGCCUUAGGAAGUUACAUCCAAUGAGGAAAAGUCUUGCAGAUGCUGGCACGACAUUUGAAUCUGGGGUUAGAAGGAGCAAAAGAGUUAAGAUGAGAGCUCUCGAAUUCUGGAAAGGAGAGAGGUUCUUGUAUGGACGCGUGGAUGACAGUUUGAAGCUAAUAGGAGUGAAGUAUAUAUCCCCAGGUAAAGAUAACAAGAACCUGAAAGUGAAGCCCUAUAUCUCAUCCGAGUCAUCGAAACUGAAGGAGUUACUUGAAAUGGAAGCUUGUCGUUAA
Striga hermonthica is the source of this 2313-nucleotide messenger RNA. The record is from the annotation of a GenBank genome assembly. Lineage: Eukaryota; Viridiplantae; Streptophyta; Magnoliopsida; Lamiales; Orobanchaceae.